AUGAAACCAAACGCAUACCAAUAUUUAGUGAUAUUUAGAAUAAAUUCAUGUUAUUACAUUCUUUCAAUUCUAUAUGGCGUUCAUUUGUGCAAAGAGAGUCCAUUAAAGUCUUUUUUUGUUAAGGUAUCUGAAGUAUCAACCGCGCGGCAUUUUAAAAAUACGAGACUUGGUCUUGGACCUCGUCCAACACACCGUAACACCACUACAGCAGUAUUUUUAAUGGAAUCAACAUGA
Messenger RNA from Necator americanus (New World hookworm), 234 nucleotides. RefSeq lists its product as uncharacterized. The record is from RefSeq and is a predicted model, not a curated record. Lineage: Eukaryota; Metazoa; Nematoda; Chromadorea; Rhabditida; Ancylostomatidae. The transcript is spliced from 2 exons. Bases 1 to 234 code for a protein of 77 amino acids.